Molecule: messenger RNA, 822 nt
Organism: Arvicola amphibius (Eurasian water vole)
Lineage: Eukaryota; Metazoa; Chordata; Mammalia; Rodentia; Cricetidae
Gene: Hspb2
Product: heat shock protein family B (small) member 2
Exons: 3
Coding region: 123-671 (182 amino acids)
Biological process (GO): response to heat; protein refolding
Molecular function (GO): protein folding chaperone; structural constituent of eye lens
Source: RefSeq, a predicted model, not a curated record
GUCGGGGCCUCGCAGAGCGGACAUGCAUCCAUUCCUCAUAAGCCAUGGAGUGAGCUAAAGGGGUCGCGUCGAUCUUGUUGGGGCUGCACUUGGGAUCAGGGCUGCCAGUGGCAACCUCAGUCAUGUCUGGCCGUACAGUGCCACAUGCCCACCCAGCCACUGCCGAGUACGAAUUUGCCAACCCCAGCCGCCUGGGUGAGCAGCGCUUCGGAGAAGGUCUCCUUCCAGAAGAGAUCCUGACCCCCACCCUCUAUCAUGGCUAUUAUGUUCGGCCUCGGGCCUCCAGAGCUGGGGAGGGCAGUAGGGCAGGGGCCUCAGAGCUCAGGCUCAGCGAGGGCAAGUUCCAGGCAUUUCUUGAUGUGAGCCACUUUACCCCAGACGAGGUGACCGUGAGGACUGUGGACAACCUGCUGGAGGUGUCGGCUCGGCACCCCCAGCGUCUGGAUCGACACGGCUUCGUGUCCCGAGAGUUCUGUCGCACCUAUGUCCUGCCAGCAGAUGUGGACCCCUGGCGGGUCCGAGCUGCCCUCUCCCAUGAUGGCAUCCUUAACUUGGAGGCACCUCGGGGUGGCCGGCAUUUGGACACGGAAGUCAAUGAGGUUUACGUCUCUCUGCUCCCUGCGCCUCCUGACCCAGAGGAAGAGGAAGAAGUAGCCAGAGUUGAAUCCUGACUGCCCACGGGAGAGCCAGCACCCAGUGAAUCUCCUGUCUACGUCUCACGGGGAUUCCAGAAGUCUACCACCCCAGAGGUAGCAGCAUCCUCAGGGGAAGGGAUAGGUGUAUGGUCCACAGUGUAUGAUUUGGCUCUUUGAUGUAUCACAG